Messenger RNA from Metopolophium dirhodum (rose-grain aphid), 2080 nucleotides. Its product is annotated as G-protein coupled receptor Mth2-like. Gene Ontology annotation, cellular component: membrane. Lineage: Eukaryota; Metazoa; Arthropoda; Insecta; Hemiptera; Aphididae. Gene Ontology annotation, molecular function: G protein-coupled receptor activity. Gene Ontology annotation, biological process: cell surface receptor signaling pathway; G protein-coupled receptor signaling pathway. The transcript has 6 exons. The coding region runs from base 271 to 1854 and encodes 527 amino acids. The record is from RefSeq and is a predicted model, not a curated record.
UUGCUCUUUGUGUGGCUAUCGUAACGACGGCGAGUAUCGCGCAAAUACGCGCGGCCGACGGUUUCCUUCCUCGGCGCGGCCCGCAAUCCGCACAGCGAACAAGCGAACACUCAACAGGCACACCAAACAGUCGCAUCGCGCGCGUCACGACCGAUCGACACGUGUGCGCGGCAAAACGUUAUUAUUCCGUCGUGUUAUUCGUCGUUUGCCGACGACGACGACUGCUUCCCGUGACUAUUAAUCGUCCAGUCACACCGAGGCACAUGCGAGAUGGGCCGCCGUCCGCUCUUGUGGCUGCUUCUGCUGCUGCUGGCCGCGGCCUUUGCCAACGAACAGUGUCCGAUGAACGUUUCCAGUCCGGCGCCCGAAAACGCUUACCAGAUGAACGACGUACUGUGGGCCGGGGAACCGACGAAAUCGUAUCCACCGGCAGCGUACCGUCCGGUCCAGGGCGGCGGUUUCGUCCUGUGCACGUGCGAAACGGGAGCGUGCAUACGCAAGUGCUGCCCGGAGAACUGGGCGUACGUAGAAGGAGGGAAAUGUUCGGCACUCAACGCAUCGCUCGGCGACAUGUUUGAGGUUCCAGAGUUUGUAAAUGAAAACGGGACGGUCAGUGUAUAUAAGAAAGGCCUGUUUCAUCUAACCUAUGGAAAACUGAAGUGUGCUGACAAAUACCGAUUGACUCCAUCAUUGAAUAAAACUGAUAGUUUCCGAAUAACCAAAAGUGGGUGGUUACUGAAUGAAUCCGGAGCCACUAUUGCUCCACCGGAUAAAUUUUGUUUGGAGUCAUUUGCCGCGGACAAUUUUCAAACGUUACCAGUUGUUUGUUCUUUAGAAAUGGAAUACGAAGCAACAGGCGGAAAUAUAGUGUAUACGAUCGGAAUGAUUCUAUCACUACCAUUUUUGUUUUCAACUUUCCUCGUUUAUGCGCUCAUUAGAGACUUACGGAAUUUGCACGGAAAGUCUCUAAUGUGUCAUGUAGCAACGCUAAUGGUAGCCUACACCAGUCUAAUAACUGUUCAAUUCAUUAGCGAUUUAGUUAAUGAAGAAUGGUGCGUUUUUUUAGCGUAUGCUGUUCAAUUCUCUUUUUUGGCAAGUUUUUUCUGGCUUAAUGUUAUGUGUUUCGACUUAUGGUGGACUUUCAGUGGAUUUAGACCAUUAAGAGGAAAUGUACAUGAACAUGAAGCAAAAAAGUUUAUAAUCUAUUCCAUUUAUGCUUGGGGAAGUACCGCUUUAAUAACAAUAAUUACAUAUGGCAUGGAGAAAUACUUACCUGCAGCUGAUCCAAUUCGUCCAGAAUUCGGAAAUCACAGUUGUUGGUUUUCAUCAUCUACAGCCACGUUGUUAUAUUUUUAUGGUCCUAUUGGUAUUCUAUUAUUAAGUAAUCUAUUGAUGUUUAUACACACGGCAAUAAUGAUUGUGAAACAUAUGAGUGAUGCUAGAGUACUCAGUGGAACUGAAAGCCGUAGGAAUGUGGACCAUGAAAAACAACGAUUCAUGCUGUAUUUGAAAUUAUUCAUCGUCAUGGGUGUCAAUUGGUUAGCGGAAAUUAUAUCAUGGGCAUCAGGUUCAAAUGGUUUUGAAAAAUAUUGGUACGUUACAGACAUCGGGAACUCGUUGCAAGGAGUGUUGAUUUUUUUAAUUUUUGUUUGUAAAAAACGUGUUUUAAAUUUAUUAAACAAAAAACUUUGUCCGCGAUUUCAACUGUUUAAGACAUCUACUGCAUCUACUAGAACAACUAAUAGCACCACCUCUGGAAAUAGUUCCAAUACCAAAAAUAAAGAUGCAGUUGAAAUGUCCACUAAUUGCAGAAAAACUUCAACUAAUAAACAAUUACAAGAUUUUAAAGUUUAAUGAUUGUGUAAUGAAAAUAAAAUAGCUAUAAUUAUUUUUCAUUUUUUUAUCAACAAUUAUAACAAACACAAAAAUGUAUCAUCAUUAUUUUAAUUUAUGCUUUUGACCACAAUUUUUAUUUUGAUUAGAAUUGAGUAUUUUUUUUAAAAUGCUAUUCCAUGUUAGUUCCAAAAGUCACACAUAUAUGUACACUGUUUAUAAAUAAUGUCAUGUUAGCUAGUAACAU